Molecule: messenger RNA, 763 nt
Organism: Cydia amplana
Lineage: Eukaryota; Metazoa; Arthropoda; Insecta; Lepidoptera; Tortricidae
Product: STING ER exit protein
Exons: 1
Coding region: 96-743 (215 amino acids)
Biological process (GO): endoplasmic reticulum membrane organization; endoplasmic reticulum to Golgi vesicle-mediated transport
Source: RefSeq, a predicted model, not a curated record
AACAAAUAACAAGUUCUGUAAUUUAGAGAAGAAAUAACAGUACAGCCUUUUUACGACUGCAAUUACUUCGCUACACUUCGUUUUCAACCUUCACAAUGCCGAAAGUGGUGUCCCGUAGCAUCGUCUGUUCAGACACAAAAGAUCAAGAAGAAUACAACGAGACCAAGCCUCUGCACAUUUACUACUGCAUAUGCGGCCAGAUGUCCCUGAUUUUAGACUGCACUAUCGACCGAUUGCCGCUGCGGCCGACGGACGGGGCGCGCGUGAUAGACGGCUCUAAACACGCCCAUAAAAUCACUUCAGACCCUGACGAGACAGUUUAUCUGAAGCGCGAAAAGGGCAUUGAGAGACAAUACAGGUUAAAAUGUAAAAAAUGCGCGAUCCCUAUCUACUACAAGGCGGAUCAAGACAGCAAUGUUGUUUUCAUAAUGAGAGGAGCGUUAGUACAAACUGCAGGUGAAAAUAACGUUACAGACAUGUACAAGCAAGUAGCUUUAACGCAGCCUAAGAAGAUUAUGGUUACUAAACACACUAAGAAUAUGGGCAAGUUCAGUUCGGUGACUGUUUCGACGAUAGAUGAAGAAGAGGAUGAGAUUGAGGCGAGAGAGGUAGCGGACAGUUACGCUAACAAUGCUAGGAUUAUUGAGAAACAGUUGGAGAGAAAGGGCAUGAAUAAGAGGCAGGCGGAGGCUCCGGUGCAGGUCCAGGAGAAGAGGGUCCGGGGGACUUUGAUUGAUAAAUAAAUUUGGAUAUUUAUGAAUAA